This is a messenger RNA of Pangasianodon hypophthalmus (striped catfish), 1558 nucleotides long. RefSeq lists its product as uncharacterized. The transcript is spliced from 2 exons. Bases 9 to 956 code for a protein of 315 amino acids. The record is from RefSeq and is a predicted model, not a curated record. Lineage: Eukaryota; Metazoa; Chordata; Actinopteri; Siluriformes; Pangasiidae. Gene Ontology annotation, molecular function: nucleic acid binding. Gene Ontology annotation, biological process: DNA integration.
AACAACGCAUGGCGGACCUGCCAUCUGAACGUCUCAAAAUCUGCCCUCCCUUUACGUAUGUGGGUCUCGAUGUAUUUGGAUCCUGGUCUGUCACAAGCAGACGCACCAGAGGAGGACAGGCGGAGAGCAAGCGGUGGGCCAUCAUGUUCUGCUGUAUGAGUUCGAGAGCUGUGCACGUCGAGGUCGUUGAGUCUAUGGACGCGUCAAGUUGCAUAAAUGCUCUCAGGCGCUUCUUUGCACUCAGAGGCCCUGUGAAACAGCUCCGUUCCGAUUGCGGUACCAAUUUCAUCAGAGCGUGCAAGGAGCUUGGAAUGGACAAAAUAGUGCAGAAGUACCUCAGUGAGCAAGGAUGCAGCUGGGAAUUCAACCCACCACACAGUUCUCACAUGGGAGGCUCGUGGGAGCGCCUGAUCGGCAUUGCCAGGAGAAUCCUAGAUUCAAUGUUUCUGCAGCUGAAAACUCGCUUAACCCACGAAGUUCUUUGCACACUAAUGGCAGAAGUUACUGCUAUCAUUAAUGCACGACCACUCAUACCUGUGUCUGCAGACCCGGAACAACCAUUCAUACUUUCACCAUCAGUGCUCCUUACACAGAAGACAGGAGUUCCGCCUCCUCCUGGAGACUUCUCGGACAAGGACCUGUACACAAAGCAAUGGAGACAGGUUCAAGCUCUUGCAAACCAGUUCUGGACCCGCUGGAGCUGCGAAUACUUACCUUGCUUGCAACACAGACAGAAGUGGACAGUACCUUGCAGAAACCUUCAAGUGGAAGAUCUAGUUCUGCUCAGGGACAAGCACAUAGCCCGCAACUGUUGGCCCAUGGCCAGAAUCUCUGCUGUAUUCCCUGGAAAGGAUGGCCAUGUAAGAAAGGUUGAGGUCACAACAACUGACCAAGGCAAUAUAAAAACCUUUCUAAGGCCAAUUGCAGAAGUUGUUCUACUUCUACCCAAAGACUGAUCUAGAGACUAAGGUUUAGCAUGCUCACAAGUUCAUAGUGACCUCACGUAGGUCAGGCGGGGAGUGUAUUGCCCUUUAAGCUGAAUUUAACUGCAGUAAUUGGUGUGUCCACUAGGAGGUAUAGGCAGUGUCUGAAAUUGCAUACUGUAUUGCCCUUUAAGGAAUUUAACUUUCAAAUAUCUGCUUUAAAUAUUUUUUGGUAAAUAUUCUCAAGUAAAAAUGUGAAGUUCAUAAUUACUUUUCCUUUAUCUACCUCGUUUGUAAAAAUUUAUAUUAUUUAUUUCAUGUGAUGAGGUCACUUCCUGUUAGUGCUCCAGGUUCUGCAUGAAAACAAUGAGACAGACAUAGUGUGCUCUCUCUGAUAAUCCAUUGCAUCCACUAAAAAGCAUCGUAGAGGCAAUGCCUUUUCACCGCAAAUGUUAAUGAGGAAGAGUGACAGUAAAUGAGCAACCUUACUACGACUCUGUUUUCAUUGGCUACGGUUUAACUUGGUGUUUAGUCAGAGUUGCAACACACUGCACGAGAACACUACAAGUAUAUAGUAUCUUAUAUUUAUCUUUAUCAUUUAAAUAAAUGUGAGCCCGGAGCUCUGCUAAAAAUUC